AUGCCGCAGGCCCAACAUAAAAUGCGAUCCCGUGCACGGAAAUGGGCAAGGAAAUUGUUGGCAGGAGGUGGGCCACCUUUCUGUAUUUCAAGCUUCCAAUCAGGGAACUUGUCCGAAUGUAUAUCCGCCGAAGAUUUGGCAGGUGGUUAUAUAACCAACUGUCUGCAGCAUCUUCUGCAACCUGGAUGGGCCGACAGGCUACCGUGCGAGGACGAAUAUGGUGGUGGUCACAGGUGA
This is a messenger RNA of Opisthorchis viverrini, 237 nucleotides long. RefSeq lists its product as hypothetical. The record is from RefSeq and is a predicted model, not a curated record. The transcript has a single exon. NCBI's taxonomy places the organism in Eukaryota, Metazoa, Platyhelminthes, Trematoda, Opisthorchiida, Opisthorchiidae. The coding region runs from base 1 to 237 and encodes 78 amino acids.